Monopterus albus (swamp eel) is the source of this 5996-nucleotide messenger RNA. RefSeq names its product rubicon autophagy regulator (gene rubcn). The transcript is spliced from 22 exons. Gene Ontology annotation, cellular component: late endosome; early endosome. Lineage: Eukaryota; Metazoa; Chordata; Actinopteri; Synbranchiformes; Synbranchidae. Gene Ontology annotation, molecular function: phosphatidylinositol phosphate binding. The record is from RefSeq and is a predicted model, not a curated record. Gene Ontology annotation, biological process: negative regulation of autophagosome maturation; negative regulation of endocytosis. Bases 426 to 3362 code for a protein of 978 amino acids.
ACAGCAGGUGGCAGCAUUAAGCAAAGUUUUCAUAUUAUUCUAGAAAGCGCUUUCUUCACGGACAUCACUAGUUUUAGUCGUUAAUCUCUAUCUCUGCAAAAUAACAGCUGACAUACAGCCAAAACAGCAAAUGAAAACAAACUGUGGUUUUAUUUCAAGGUAACGGUAUUAUGAUGGUUAAAAAGUGCGCUGAGAAGAGGGAAACACAUCCGCCUACUUGCUAAUGAUAGCAGGUCUUGCGUUCUCCGCUAUUUUGGCUCACAGCUCGGUCAGGCAGGCAGGCAGGCAGGCAGGCAUGACGGAAGUCUGGGUGACACUUGCAGGAACCGUGUUAUUGCGAUAAAACGCUGUUGUACAAAAGAAGGCUGGAGGCGACAUCGGGAAAGCUGGCAGCUUUAUACAGAACACCGGUCCUCCCGGAGGACAUGGAGAUUUCGACGGAGGGAGAGGCGGAGGAGAGCAGGAGGGAGCACUGGAAGCUGCUGUCCAGUCUGAAGACCACAGUGGAGGGUCUGGUGUCCACUAACAACCCCAACGUGUGGUCACGCUAUGGUGGCUUGCAGCGGCUCCACAAAGACAUGAACAACAUCCUCAGCCAUGGACUGAAGAAUGAGCAGGUGUACUACAAGCAGAGAGACUACUGGCCAUUUGUGUGGUGUGUUCGAUAUGCCAACCCUCACCUUGCCUCACAUGUUGAACAGUUCAGUCACCUGGAGCCAGUGUUGAGCAGUGGGUUGCAGAGUGCAGGUGAAAGCUACAAGGCUGAACGCUGGCUGCUUCACAGCUUGCAGGUACACAUGUUGUCAGCUCAGCUCCGACCUCUGCUCAGGCAUCUGGGACAUACACGGAAAUAUUACAAUGAUGAUGCCUUUCUGAUGAGCGAGCCACAUGUGAUUGCCAUGUUCCAGUGUCUAGAAGCUGUGGAGCAGAACAACCCCAAACUGCUGGCCCAAGUAGACACUGUUGGGCUGUCCCCACUGAAGGGCCUUUUGAAGAGCCAGAGCUUGUGCGUGUUGCCUGGGGCCUGGAGGAAUGCUGACUUAGCCCCCGGAGGAGACCCUCUAAACCGCAGACUCACCACGUCCAGCUGCUCCCUACGAGAACCAGUCUCUUCCAGCCAUAACUCUGGGAACACUAUGGGAGUCGGACCCCAAAACAGGAGCAACACAAGUGAGGAAAAGCCGAAAGGUGACAAGUACACUACCUCUCUGUCCAGCACUCUGGGAGCUCCCUGGGUGUAUGUGUCUAGGCCAGGGGACAGUGAACAGGGUGUGACACCCUAUUCUGGCCCUGUCUCAGCCCCUUGCACCUCCCUAACAGAGUCCCCCACACCCAUCUCCGUUCAGCCAGAGGCCGGGGACUCUGCUGACGGUGACUAUGACGAUGGUCCAGAGUACCUGGCUAUUGGUAACUUGGGACAACAUAGUCGCCGUGACUCCAGAAGCUCCAGCCACAGCAGUGAGCAGGGCAACACCCAGGACCAGUGCCUACAAAGGAGGUCCCAGGCUCCAUCCACAACCAGACGCUCAUCUUUUUCAGAGGGCCAGAGAGGCCCUAUGAGGGGGACCCGAGGACACAUCCGCUCAUUUUCUGACACAGGGCUCAAUCAUAAACUCAGGAGUGGAGGGGGCCACCGAAAAAUCACCAUAAUAAUAGAAGAUCCAGUAGCAGAAUCGACAGGGGAUGACUGCUCUAUGAAAGCCUACAGCCCUUUCUCACCUCACUGCAGUGAUGCCAGCACCUCCAGUUCUCUCUACACUGAGUCUUAUGGGUCCCAGUACAGCACUGUGCCAGAUGGGAUGUUCAGGAAGCCGUCAGAGGGCCAGAGCCUCAUCAGCUACCUGUCAGAGCAGGACUUUGGCAGCUGUGCUGACCUUGAAAAGGAGAAUGCUCAUUUCAGAAUUUCUGAGUCCCUUAUUGCCGCCAUCGAACUAAUGAAGUACAACCUGCGGCGUCAGGAGGAGGAGGGCGAGGAGGAGGGAGACAGCGACUGUGAAAUUCAGCAGCUCAAGCAGAAGAUCCGUCUGCGGAGGCAGCAAAUCCGCCGCAACCGGCUGCCGCCCUGUGCCACCUCCCAGCAUGUUUUUCACUCCACUGACAGCGGAGGCUCCAGGAGGAGCUCCCAAGACUCCUGCCAGGGCCUGUCUGACUCAGGAUCAGCCGAAGAGGUGGAGGAGUGCGAACUAAAAGAUGGCUGUGAGGGUCAGUCCCUGCUGGUGGUAUCUCAGAACGGCCUCUCCCUGUCACUCGCCUCCCUCUUCUCAGAUGCAGACAUAAAGCGCAGUGUGAGCUCCAGCAGCCAGUCUUUUCUCAGCUCAGAGUCCAUGUACCGCUCUCCAUCCUUCCUGCAGUCUAACUCUGCUGAGUCAGUAGCGAUGGGCUUGCUCAGGCAGUUUGAGGGCAUGCAGCUUCCGGCAGCCUCAGAGCUCGACUGGCUGGUCCCAGAACAUGACGCUCCACAGAAGCUGCUGCCCAUGCCUGACUCUCUGCCGAUCUCACCUGACGACGGUGAACAUGCAGACAUCUACAAGCUGAGGAUUCGAGUCCGUGGCAACCUGGAGUGGGCGCCGCCCCGACCUCAGAUCAUCUUCAACAUUCAUCCUGCCCCCAAGAGGAAGAUAAUUGUGGCUAAACAAAACUACCGCUGUGCUGGCUGUGGCACCCGCAUUGACCCAGACUAUAUUAAGCGACUACGUUACUGUGAAUACCUUGGCCGUUACUUCUGCCAGUGCUGCCAUGAGAAUGCACAGGCGGUGGUUCCUGGUCGAGUGCUGAGGAAGUGGGACUUCAGCAAGUACUAUGUCAGCAACUUUUCCCGGGACCUGCUGAGCAAGAUCGCUGGAGACCCUCUGUUCAACCCUCAUGACAUCAACAGUGGCCUGUACAAGAAGAUCAAAGCUCUGGAGGCUGUCAGGGUUUUGAGGGUGCAGCUAUUUCACAUGAAAACUCUCUUCAAGACCUGUCGCUUUGCUAAAGAGGUGCUGGACCAGUUCGACAGCCUGCCAGGUCACCUGACCGAGGAUCUUCACCUCUUCUCCCUCAAUGACCUCACUGCUGUGCGCAAUGGGGAACUGGCUCCUCGAAUGAAAGCGCUGCUUAAACUCGGUACCAUGCACGUAGCUGGCUGUGUGCUGUGCCAGGCGAAGGGCUUUGUGUGUGAGUUUUGCGGCAAUGACAAAGACAUCAUCUUCCCUUUCCAGCUGAACAAGUGCCAGCGCUGCGAAGAGUGCCACGCAUGCUACCAUCGCAGCUGCUUCCAGACAGGUAAAGGCUGCCCUCGGUGUCUGCGGCUGGCGGAGCGGAGAGAGAGGAUGGCAUGCAAAAACAUGGAGGAACAAGAAGAUGAGGGAGGUGGGCCUUAGUGUUGGUAAAAGAGGAAACUCAGAGACAAAAGAAGGAAGAGUGCAAUGCGACCAUGAUUGUAGUGACCGACUACCGCUCUGUUCCAGUCCUCUCAGACCUGGGUGACAGUACUCGCUCUGAUCCCAACAGACUGCCAGAUGUGCAGGUUUUUCCACAUCAGGGUGUCAGGACCAUGAAUUGUCAACUGGAAAGUGGUUACUGUUUUUUCCCAGAAGCCCUUUUCAUUCAUGCACUUUACUGUGUGACUGCAUCCCAUUUGAAAAGGAAGCAGACUCAUUUUCUUAAAAAAACUAGUGACUUGUGGGUUAAAGAUCAGUUCCCUCCUUUUGCUUGGCAGUCAUCCAGUUGAGCUUUCCUCAAAAAUAAAAAAUAGAACUAGUUAUAUUGUCAUUUCUAUACAAUAUGACAGGGUUAUCCACAGAAUGAAGUUCCUUACAUGAUUAUUUUAUUUAAUAUCUAAUAUAAUGCAUAAAUGAAAGUUAAAGCCCCUGUUUAAUGUUAUCAACACAAGUGGUAGUAUAAACAAAUCAUCUGACUAAUUCUUUUUGCUCCAAAAAUCUGUUUUAAAAUGCGUCAACACUUUUCUGUUUUGUGUCAGGGUUUUAUUUUUUUGAGUAAAACUUUUUCCGUGUGGCCACAGUUUAGAAGAGUUGUGUGGAAAAAAAAAAUCAGUUAAAUUGUUUAGUAUGAGAGAGGACAAAAGCUGAUGCCUUACAGGUAUAAUUGACACUGGUUACAUGUGUGAAGUGGGCCUUUGUUUUCCUGAGGUAAAGUUAAUAGAAUUAAGUAGAUCAGAAAAACAAAAAUUUGCUCAGGUUUGCACUAUUGUACCCAGGUUUGAUAUAUCUCCUCGCCUACAGUUGCAGCCUGCGGCUUUAACUGACUGCUGACUAAGCUAAUGCUUGUUUUUCUCACCUAAAAUGCACAACCUAUGAACCCAGUGUAUUUUUUUUUUUUUUUAUGAAAGUAAAAAUUUAGAUAUCUUUUAUGACUUGACUGACUUUCAGCCCAGACAUUGAACAUGAGUGAUGUUUAGGUUUUUGUUUUAAUUUGAAAACACUCAAGAUAUUUAAUUAACCCUUUCUUAGUCCUGCUCCUUACUGUAAUUUUUAAAAACCUGUUUUAGCCACACUUAUGUGCCUCUAUGCAGAUGAACUGACAGUGAAGCUACAUUGGAAAGUUUCAGAGUCAGUGUCACAAAUGAAAUGUUUUAAAUGGAACUGCAAAUGCUCUGUUUGUGUGGAUGUGAAUAUGAGCGCUUCUGUGUGUGUUGUGCCUACGUAUGUGCACACAUAUCUACCUGCUGUAAUGUACAUGCGGCCAUGCACAAAAGGUUUGCCCCAAAUCAGCACUUGCCUGUUUUCUAACAUUGUAGGUUUUGGGAUAAUCUAGAGAUUCCUGUUAAUUGCACUGAUCCUGUCUGGCUUAGUGCGAUUUUUUCCAAACCCUUACUGCAGAAUGUUCCUGUUUCGUUAAUGAAGCUGCUGUCACCUGAAUUGCACUACAUUGUGAUGGCUCUCAACCCAAUCAAAGAGAUCCACGAUUUAAUAGACAAUUAGGCGUAUUUGUAAGUUAUCAGAUUGCAUUAGUCACCCCCAUGGACUGAGGUUUUUCCACAUUUAACUGAGUUUUAUCCUCCAGCAGAUCUUACUGAUGCAGUGGUUCCCAACCUUUUUGGCUUGUGACCAAAAUGUGCUUAUUCACCCUUUUGCUAAGAGUAGGAUGCAAAGGGUGGUAAUCACUCUUAUUAUUUGCAUGUUAAAUAUGUAUCUUGGGCCAGAAACGGGUUAACUUAGCUUAGCUUAGCAUAAAGCACCUCUAAAGCUCACACAAAAUAAAGUGUACGGCAGUCUAUUAGUGUAAAUAUCUUGUGUUUUGGAAUAUUUCUUGAAUGGGAGCAGUGGGAUCUGUACUGGUUAGCCUAACUAGCUACCAGGAAAACUAACAGGCUACGUGUUUAAGAUUAUAGAUAUGAGAGUGCUAUUGAUCUUCUGAUCUAAAUAAAAAAGCUACUAAUGAAUUUUUUUCCUAAAAAUUGAUUAUUUAAGCUCUUUAUAUGAAGAAGUUACUCCACCUUGCAAGCUAUUGGUUUAUUUUUCUCUUAGAUUAUUUUAUUUCAGGGACCCAAAGGGCAAAGGUACCUGCAUCUAAGGAGAAUAAAGCAAAAAUGAUGAAAGUGAGGAGCAGUUAGCCUAUUGUUACAUAACAAAUGCUUUGUUCCUCCUUUCUUGCCUUUUCUAUCAUUAGGGGACUCCUAUUCAUCUUGGUAUGGAGCCACUGGUCUAGUAUACACUUUUUUUAGAUUCUUCACCAGUUACAGCUUACUUGUAAUUUCCUUUGUUUAUUGUGGCUGACUUAGCUUCACCUCAAGUUUCUAAGUAGUGGUCAACAGAGUGUGCUGUGGUAAAUAAGAUAAAAAUUUAAUAAAUGAAAUUCACUCCCCAGUUAAUGAUAGGAGGUUGUGAGGAAAAACGGAUUUGCAACUGACUGUUUAUUCUUGGGCUGCCUUUGCCAUGGGGCGUUUGAAGAAGGCUUAAAGUGCACUGCAGGUUAAAGUGUAUUAUUAAAAAGAUUAUUGUUAUUAUGAUUAUCUGUUCUGUAAUUGUCAACAAUAAAAGACUGGCUAGACUGUU